Molecule: messenger RNA, 747 nt
Organism: Cokeromyces recurvatus
Lineage: Eukaryota; Fungi; Mucoromycota; Mucoromycetes; Mucorales; Mucoraceae
Product: peptidyl-prolyl cis-trans isomerase cyp5
Exons: 6
Coding region: 147-677 (176 amino acids)
Biological process (GO): protein peptidyl-prolyl isomerization; protein folding
Molecular function (GO): peptidyl-prolyl cis-trans isomerase activity
Source: RefSeq, a predicted model, not a curated record
AAUUCUCAUUUAUUUAGAAAAUACAAUACACACCCCAGUUAUGGGCGACUGUGUUGCUAAUAAUCUGCCAAUUUGACAAGUCUUUAAUAACAGGGCCUUUUUUUUUUCUUAUUUUUUUAAUCGUUGUUAUUUUUAUAAAUUACAAAAUGGCUGCUAAGAAUCUCCCAAAAGUUUUUUUUGACAUUGCUGUCAAUGGUAAACCCUCAGGUCGUAUGACAUUCAAGCUCUUUGCUGAUACAGUUCCUAAAACUGCAGAAAACUUUCGAGCCCUUUGUACAGGUGAAAAGGGUGUAGGCCAAUUUGGAAAGCCCUUACACUACAAGAAUAGUUUCUUCCAUCGUAUUAUUCCCGGAUUUAUGGCUCAAGGUGGAGAUUUCACUUUUGGUGAUGGUCGUGGUGGAGAAUCCAUUUAUGGCGCAAAAUUCAAUGAUGAAAACUUUACUUUAAAGCAUACCGCUAAAGGUGUUUUAUCUAUGGCUAAUGCUGGUCCUAACACAAAUGGAUCUCAAUUUUUCAUUACAUUUGACAAGACUCCUUGGUUAGAUGGUAAUCAUACAGUCUUUGGACAAAUUGUUGAAGGUAAUGAUGUAUUGGAUCUUUUGGAAAAAUACGGUACUCAAAGUGGUAGACCUACUGCAAAGAUCGAAAUUAUUGAUUCUGGAGAAAUCAAGAACUAAAUCUCUAAAUUUUAUUAUUAUUAUUAUUAUUGUUUCCUAAUAAAAAUUAUUGUGAUGUUGGCUAUUGAAU